AUGGGAGCACUGCAUGAAAGUGAUCUACAAUUGUUACCGACGGCUUUUGCAGACGAAGUACCCAAAGGACAACAGCUUGACGCUCACAAAUGCCAGUCUCAACCUGGUCACAUUUGGUUAAUUCUUGCCUCUUUCCAUUGUUACACAGACAUCAAUGAGUGUACCAGGAACCCGUGCCAACACGGAAUCUGUGUGAACAGGUAUGGUGGAUACAAAUGUACCUGCUCACCUGGAUGGACUGGACAGAACUGUCAGAAAGACAUCAAUGAGUGUAUCAGAAACCCUUGCCAUCAUGGUACCUGUGCAAACCAAGAUGGCGGAUACAACUGUACCUGCGUACCUGGAUGGACUGGACAGAACUGUCAGAAAGACAUCAAUGAAUGCAAUGGUACCAACACACCCUGUCAGCAUGGCCGCUGUGUGAACAAAGCUGGUGGAUACAAAUGCAUCUGCUCAUCUGGAUGGACUGGACAGAACUGUGAGCAAGACGUCGAUGAAUGUACCGGAAACCCAUGCCGACAUGGAAGCUGUUAUAACAAAGAUGGUGGAUACACUUGCAGCUGCUACAAUGGAUGGACUGGACAGAACUGUCAGCAGGACUUCAACGAGUGCUCGGGAAGGCCCUGUCACCAUGGAAGCUGUGAGAACACUCCGGGUGGUUACAACUGCAGGUGCUCACGGGGAUGGAGGGGAAGGAACUGUCAGGAUGGUGAGUUUUAA
Messenger RNA from Branchiostoma belcheri (Belcher's lancelet), 720 nucleotides. RefSeq names its product fibropellin-3-like. Gene Ontology annotation, molecular function: calcium ion binding. The transcript is spliced from 6 exons. NCBI's taxonomy places the organism in Eukaryota, Metazoa, Chordata, Leptocardii, Amphioxiformes, Branchiostomatidae. The coding region runs from base 1 to 720 and encodes 239 amino acids. The record is from RefSeq and is a predicted model, not a curated record.